AGGGGGGGAAGAGCAGCUGCCUGCACAUUGGCAGCUAACCAAGAUGUGGCCUCCAUCUGUCAGAUUUCUGGAGAAACUGUCUUUCGUUCCAUGGUCUUAUUUGCUCCAGUGUUACCUUUUUAGCAAGUGCCUUCCCGAUAAAGUUUCCUGGUGAUACGAAAUCCCUUCCGAAUCAGAGGAGACUUGUAAUGCCAUGAGAACAAACUCCAGUCCUGGAUGCUUCGUGAUAUUUUUCUUGCACCUCAUUGGCUAAGAAGAUCAGCAACAAAAAGCAGAUGUGCUUGUAGAGUUUACAAUAAAUUCUCUCUGACUUUUCUUCUUCUCCUUUUUUCCCCCUUCAACAAAGAAGAAGCCAAGGGAACACAGACUCUAGAGGACUUCUGCAGGUUGGAGCAUAUUUGUUAUCUGCUGUUUUUCUCUCCGAGAGGCAGGAAAUAUUCUGAUUGCUAGUCAAUGUUUGAAAGUGGAGAUACUUUCACAGAGCAGAGUGGGUGUAGCCAAGGUUGCUGAAGAUCACAAGUGAACUGUGUGGUGUGGACCAGUAACUUGCCUUGGUGAACAAGUUUGUCACUCUGGAUUACCCUGGACACGAAGCCCUCUUCCCCAACAUGAAGCAAUGCUCUGGGAGAUGUCCUAAACCAGUCCUUAUGAUCACCAUGCUGUUUCUAAUCAAACAGGUCAAAGGAAAUUUUGAGAAAAUAAAGGCUAGCUUCCUAACCUAUAAAGAAGCAUGCCUGAAAAUGUUGCAGGAGUCUACAGUCGAUACAGGAAUAUAUUGCAACGGGACUUUUGAUAACUUUGUCUGCUGGCCCCAUUCACCUCCAGGAAAAGUCUCUGUUCCAUGUCCUCCUUAUUUACCGUGGCUAGACAAUGGAAGUGCAGGAAAUGUAUACAGAGUCUGCCUGGGCCACGGGAUUUGGCAAGAAUUUGAGAACACCACCGUUUGGAGCAACCGUUCAGAGUGCAAAAUAGAACAACACUUGAUCAGAAAUGUUAACGAAAGCAAACUGUUUGUCAUCUUUAAGGACUUUUACACUGUGGGAUAUUCUAUUUCUUUUGCUUCCCUUGUCUUAGCAUUGUUCAUCAUGCUACUGCUGAGGAAACUGCACUGCACAAGAAACUAUAUCCAUAUGAACCUAUUUGUUUCAUUCAUUCUGCGAGCCAUAGGAGUGCUCCUAAAAGACAGAGUAACUUACAUUAUUUAUUUGGACUCUGAAAAGCCAAGUGAUUUAAAUGGAUGGAUUUCUCCCUUGCGUCCAGAGAUGUUAACAUUAUGCAGGCUGGCUCCACUUUUCAUGCAUUAUGCUGUGGAGGCAAACUAUUUCUGGCUUUUGGUGGAAGGAAUUUACUUGCACAAGUUAUUGACCACGGUGCUGUCUGAGAAACAUCAACUGCUGAGAUACCUCUUCAUUGGAUGGGGUGUUCCGCUGCUAUUUGUAGCUUCUUGGGGAAUAAUAAGAUACCACCUGGAGCAUGAAGGAUGCUGGGCAACCAAUCAGAACAUGGCCUUCUGGUGGAUCAUUCGAGGGCCCAUAUUAUUUUCUAUUGCUGUUAACUUCUGCAUCUUCCUAAACAUUCUGAAACUGCUACUUUCCAAACUUAAAGCCCAACAGAUGAACUUUCGCGAUUAUAAAUUGAGACUGGCAAGAUCAACCCUGGUUUUAAUACCAUUACUUGGGAUUCAUGAGGUCGUCUUUAGCUUCAUCACUGAUGAACAGAUCGAAGGUUCUUCCAGGCAAAUAAAAACCAUCAUUCAACUGAUAAUCUGUUCUUUCCAUGGCUUUCUGGUAGCACUUUUAUACUGUUUUUCUAAUGGAGAGGUAAGAGCUGAACUGCACAAGCAUUGGUCCCGUUUCUUGCUGGCUAAGCCCUUCAUCAGCAUGCCCUGCUUUCUUAGAAAGAACAUCAAGUACCUGGGGAAAUGUCCAAAGAAAUCACCUUUGAACAAUAAUUGUGCCUCCCUGGAAGUGACGCCACCUCAGAACGUGCCCAUGGCCAGUCAGAGAACAAGCUAUGAUGUGGAGCUCAGAUCGAGCUUAAGGUGCAAUCCAAGAGUAAGUCUCUCAGACAGUGAAGGAGAAUUCACCACUGGCGAGACAGUGGAAGAGGUCUUUGAAGAAAGUGAAAUUUAGACUCGUGACAGAAGCAAAAAAUAGAGGCAUUGGCUUGAGAAACAGUGGGGUAUCUUGCAUCAUGCUUUGUGUGGAAGCCACUGGAAUUAAGGAUCCAGAGGGGGAACAAAAGAAUGAAAACAGUUUCAGAGCAUUAUUCCUUCCAAUAUUAUUCAUUUUAUCUGUGAAAAUAUUCCCUGAAGACUGAAGGCUCUGGCUUCCUCUCUGGUUCUCCUUAGGCUGAUUGUCAAAUUAGGAAUCCAAAGUAUGAAUUGUUCGGCCCGUAAGGGCCUGCUGCUUACAGUCUGCCUGGAACGCCCUGUAUUCAACGCCACUAGAAACCAAGUCUAGUUGAACUGUAAAGGACAACAGUUGCUUUUGUGAUGCUGUUAAACAAGAAGCUAAACUCUUGUAGUGAAUAUAUAAACUGGACAGACUGUUGGGCUUCACACAUUACAUAUAAGAGGUUUCAUGUAUAUAUUUAUAAGCACAUUUUCCAGCAUUUGCUAUUUGCUUCCAACGUAACAAAUUUGUUUUGUAUUCCUCCCCGCCGUCCACCAUUAUGCUUCCAACAGGCCUGUAAUGGAAUAAUCAUUACUUGAGUUUACAGACUGGAAACUAAUAUGAGUUACUCAGAGCUGAACAGAGGAGAAAAAGAACUCUGAGAAGCCUCAGAAAUCCCACAGUGGAAAGGGAGGGAGAGAGAAGGACUGAAGGAAAAGUUCUGAAAUACACACAAACACAAAAAGAGCAAAAAAACACAAAAAAACCACAAAAAGAGCAAGUGAUUAAUUAAGCGAAUAGGGAGGCAGAGCUUCACACAUGACUCCAGAAAGAGAACUCAUUAUUGUUCAUUGGUCUCAGCUUCAUUGUUCAGCCUGUCAUCCAGAUUGUUAUUGGUCUGGUGCUGUGUUCUCCAACAUCACCUCUUACACUAUGCAAUAUUAAUGCCGUUUACCUACAGAGAGCAUUCCUAGGAAUUAUAUGAUUAGCUCUUCUGAGAGAUUUUUUUUUGCACCAUUAUCAUCCUUUUGGUGAAACCAUACAUGUCACCCACCAUGAUUGGGAUUGCUAUUUAAAACAAAGCAAUGUGAACAGUUGUCAGGUUUCUUUUCUUUUGUUCUGCUUUUGGAAGAGGAACCCACACAGCAAAUAAUGCAGAUGCUUUGUUUUCCUUGUAGGGAAAGAGGAAUGUCCAGCCCCAGGUUGCAUUGAUUAGGGAGGAUAUGACAUUUGGAGGUUAUUACUACCAAGAUAAGCUCAUUACAAAGCAACGCUAUGCAUUUUAUUGCAUUCCUUCCUUCCAAACUUGGUAGAUGAGAAGGUACCAACAAGACAUUUACAUGUAGAUCUAUGUAAUGGGUUUUCCUCAGGUAUUUCUCUCUCUCUCCAGAAUAGCUGUGCCAGGAGUCUAUAUUCUUGAGAAGAAAGACACCCAAGCAUGAAUAUUUACCUCAUUUGCCACUAUCCGUAUCAGUUCCUAGAUUUUAAACUUUUGUUUUUCUCCAUGUGGGAGAUAAAAGGAAAGACAACAAAAGCAUCUAUAUGCUAUGCCUAGAAUCAUGAGGAAGUGCUAAUCUAUGCCUCCAGUUCUAGAACUUGUUUUGGUGUUUUUAUUCCAAGAAAUGCUCCUUUGUGGAUUUCAGAGACUCUAUGUUUUCAUUCUUUAUAUAUCACACCUAGUGCUGUUACAACAACCUGCUCAUGAUGCUGGCUUUGUCUAACAUGUAAGAAAAGAUUCACAAGUAUUUUCCUCAGUACGUUUUGUUGGAAAUGUAAAAGACAAUUUAGAAUUUUUAUUUUUAAACAUAAACCAAAGAAGAUAAUCACAAAUAUCAAAACAAUUCAUUUACUUGCUCAUAAAUUGUCUUAGAAGAACAUUGUUUAAAGGGCUAUUCAGGCAAAUGAAAUACAUCCCAAUGUGGAAGACAUUGUUUCGGGUAUGAAGACAUGGUUGUGCAUGGUAGGAAUGAUGGGAUUUGAAGUCCCGCAUCUUUUAUUUUAGCAAUACCGGAAGAAGGAUAAGAAGUAGAAGAAAGAAGGCAGAAAGGGGAGUAUCUGAUUUAAGAGAAAGAGGCCAACUAAUUUUCCAGGACAGAAGGGAAGGAGAAGAGGUAGGACUGGGUGUCUACCCCUUGAGGCAGAAGGUGAGCUUAUGUGAGGUAAGAAUGAAAGAGAAAACAGAAGACCUGAUGCAUCUCCAGUUGUGCUGGGUGAAGCCGCAGAAGAGAGGGCCUGAUAGAAAUAUAUGUAUGUGGAGCAGGGUUACACAAAAUCCAGGACACAAAUGUUUGAGGGAUCGAUAUGUGUAUACAUUGGUUGUGUGCAGCUUGGUUUACUGUGGUAUUCCUAAAUAUAUAAGGCUUUAGGAUCUGUUGACUGAUGGUAAGUUACAGAAUGAACAUCGAUAUUCUUCAAGAAGCCUGGAUAAUGAUCUGUCAAUUUCUUUGAAGGCAUAAAUCUGCCUUGGUAGAAUUAAUUUCCUUUCAAGAACAUUGGCUGUGUCUGUCAAUUUGUGUACCCAUUGGCCAGUUCCUUGAAUCAAUUUGAUUUAAACAUAUUUAAAAUUAUCUCCUAAUAAAAUGUUCCUUGCUUCUUC
Molecule: messenger RNA, 4710 nt
Organism: Pogona vitticeps (central bearded dragon)
Lineage: Eukaryota; Metazoa; Chordata; Lepidosauria; Squamata; Agamidae
Gene: GLP2R
Product: glucagon like peptide 2 receptor
Biological process (GO): adenylate cyclase-modulating G protein-coupled receptor signaling pathway; cell surface receptor signaling pathway
Cellular component (GO): plasma membrane
Molecular function (GO): glucagon receptor activity; peptide hormone binding
Source: RefSeq, a predicted model, not a curated record